AAAUGACCUCAGAAGCUUCACAUCCAAACUCUCUCUCUCUCUCUCUCUCCCUCUCUCCCCAAAAGCUUAACCCUAACCCCGAAAUCUCACUGCCAUGACCUGAGCUCAAAGCCCAAUCCCUCUAAAGCUCCAUUAUUGAUCGAAUUAAUUAAGGGAAAAAAAUAAAAGGACAGAAGCGCAAACGAUGCCGUCUCACGGCGAUCUGGACCGACAGAUCGAGCACCUGAUGCAGUGCAAGCCACUACCGGAAGGAGAAGUGAAGACACUAUGCGAGCAAGCAAGAGCGGUCUUGGUGGAGGAAUGGAAUGUUCAGCCCGUGAAAUGCCCCGUUACUGUCUGCGGCGAUAUUCACGGCCAGUUCCACGAUCUUGUCGAGCUCUUUCGCAUCGGUGGAAAAGCCCCCAACACCAACUACCUUUUCAUGGGCGAUUAUGUUGAUCGAGGAUAUUAUUCUGUGGAAACUGUGACUCUUUUAGUGGCACUAAAAGUUCGAUAUAGGGACAGGAUUACAAUUCUUAGAGGAAAUCAUGAGAGUCGUCAAAUAACUCAAGUGUAUGGCUUUUAUGAUGAAUGCUUAAGAAAAUAUGGAAAUGCCAACGUCUGGAAAUAUUUCACUGAUCUCUUUGACUAUCUACCACUGACAGCCCUAAUUGAGAGUCAGGUCUUCUGCUUACACGGUGGACUCUCUCCAUCUUUAGAUACAUUAGAUAAUAUCCGAUCGUUGGAUCGUAGACAGGAGGUUCCUCAUGAAGGUCCAAUGUGUGAUCUCCUAUGGUCUGAUCCAGAUGACCGAUGUGGGUGGGGAAUUUCUCCUCGUGGAGCUGGAUACACUUUUGGACAAGAUAUCUCUCAACAGUUCAACCACACCAAUGGGCUCACUCUCAUUUCUAGAGCUCACCAGCUUGUUAUGGAAGGAUACAAUUGGGCCCAGGACAAGAAUGUGGUAACAGUUUUUAGUGCACCAAAUUACUGUUAUCGAUGUGGGAAUAUGGCUGCAAUACUUGAGAUAGGAGAAAAUAUGGAGCAGAAUUUCCUUCAAUUUGAUCCGGCGCCUCGUCAGAUUGAACCUGACACAACACGCAGAACUCCUGACUAUUUUUUGUAAUUGUUAUGGCAUGCCCUCAGUUGGCAAUUUUUCUAAUUCUCUGUGGUGGUUUUGUAGAGGGGUCUUACAGAAUAGAGGAUUUUUGGUGUUUACUUGAUAAAGGGACAAACCAAAACAUUGUCACUGUCAUUCUUUUUGCUGGAAUUGUUCUAUUGCUUUUGCAUUCAUGUGAUUUUAUAGGUUUAUUUUGUAGGUGGUUUUUGUCUUGUAUUUUAGAAAGUGAAAAGGAAACGGCAAUAACAAGGUAUUCUUUGCCUUAUGAAUUUGGGUUUGUGGAUGAAACAAAUGUAUGAGAGUGCACAUUCAAUUUGUAUUAUCAAUGUCGAUAAAGGGUGUCCUCAUUUAUAGCUUCUUUA
Molecule: messenger RNA, 1461 nt
Organism: Jatropha curcas
Lineage: Eukaryota; Viridiplantae; Streptophyta; Magnoliopsida; Malpighiales; Euphorbiaceae
Product: serine/threonine-protein phosphatase PP2A catalytic subunit
Molecular function (GO): protein serine/threonine phosphatase activity
Source: RefSeq, a predicted model, not a curated record